UCAUCAAUCAAACAUCAUCAAGUGACUUAAUGAGAUCUGAGAUCCUAAGGCGAUAGUCCUUCAACUACUUAAAACUUCUUGAUACUGAUAUUAUGAUGUCCUGGCUUUUUGAUUAACAGUCCUGUGAGUCAAGUCUUUUAUUUCUUUGGGCAUACAUGUCUCUGUGUGUCCUAAGAUAAAACGUGUACCUAACCCCUUUCCCUGCCUCUUCCAUUGAAUUCUGUAAUGCCAGAGUAGUCACUGAAGAGAAAGAGCAAUGCUGGAUCACUGAAUGAUAGAGACAGCCAAAACCUUUGGCCAGAGGAGAUCACAAAGGGAAAUCUUGCUACCUAGUGAUGUCAUAAGCACCUCCUGUGACCUGGUCCUGAGCAGGAGCUUUUAUGGCCUUUCUCCUUGUGAUACUUUCACUUCAUACCCAAGAGGUCUGAAGAGAAACAGUGUUUGCUGAACAGUAUUUGAAAAAACAAAUAGCUUUAUCUGUGCAGCCUGGUCAAGGUUUCUCCUUCAGAACGGCCCUGUGCCUAAAGCCUCCAACAGGAUGAGGCGGCACACAGCCAUCACGCAGGUUCUCCUGUUUGGUUUUGCUCUUUCAGGAUGGUUUCUCAUUUCGGAAGCCUGGGACCACGAGCCAUCCUUAGCUGGAAAGCCAUUAUCGGAUGCGGAAUAUGCGGGCUUCUUCGGUGUAAUAAACCACCCACGUAAAAUUGGCCCCCUUUGUUUAUUUAGGAUUUCAUAUGGCUGCCAGCAUCCUAUGAUCCGCCAACUGGAUUUAUACGAAAACCAUGGGUUCAUUCCAAAAGGGCAGGUGUGUUCUAACGUGGAGGAACAUCAAACUUUUGUGGAUUUCUGCAACCUGGCCCUGUAUCGAUGUACCAAGAAAAAAUAUUUUGUGAAGAGGGUUCCUUGCCCAAGUGAGAUCAGGAAGACACCUCUGGAUAUUCAAAUAAUUGACCAAGAAGUGAAGCUUGGUGAGAACAUACCAUCUCCUAAGAGACUUGACAACAUACUCAGUGCUUCUGCUGCUGCCACUUCCACCAUUGAUAGGGCUCUUUUUGAGAAGCUUGAAGCCCUCUUUUCAACACCUGCUCCAGAGGUCCAUUCUCCCCUUCUCACUGUUCCUGCUACUUCAACCACCCCUGCAGAAUCAUAUCCUGAGCCUCCCAUGAAUCAAAAACCUGCAAAAGGAUCCUUCUUCAAAAUUCUUGUAGAGUCUACAUCUCAGCUUUUUAACCAUGCAGUCAUCACCACCCCAAAGCCACCACCUAAGAGUCAUCCUAUUGGACUUUCUGUAGUAGUAAGUACUGAAGUGCACACCAGGGGUGAGUCAUCUGUUGAGCUUCAUCCUUUCAUUCCUUCUCCUCAAAUGGCCAGUCCGAAGCUUCACACCAUCUCUACUCCAGUAGCCAGCACCACAGGACUGGUUUCCAAGGUUCCUCUUCCUAAUUCAGCACCUCCCACCACUCUUGAGCUGCUUGCUUCCAUUACUUCUAGAGCUGAAAUGCAGUCUUCACAAGAACAUACCACUGCCUCUGAGGGAUUGACAGCUGAGGAGACUUCUCCAGGACUUACCAUCACUAAAACUGGCAUAGCUGCUGAAGAUAUUGUUAGUGAGUCUUCCAUCCUCAUGGGUGCAGCCAUUACCAAAUCUCCGCCUCAGCAGGUCAUUUCCAGUAUUGCACCAACCAUUAUGGAAUCCUCUUCUGAGCAUACGACUGCUGCCACUACUACUACCAUCGCAACCUCCACCUCUGCCAUAGCUCUCCCAGGAGGGCUUCUCCCCACAGAAGCAUGGAGACAUCAAUUGACAGCUGGAACGCCAUUAUCCGAUGCUGAAUAUGAGAACUUUUUCAGAGUAAUCAAAAAUCCACGUAAAAUUGGUCAUCUUUGUUUAUUUAGAACUGUGUUUGGCUGCCAGCAACCUGUGGUCCACAAGUUUGACUUGUAUGAAAACCAUGGGAUAAUUCCUAAAGGGCAGGUGUGUUCCAACCUGGAGGAAUAUCAAACUUUUCCAGAUUUCUGCACCUUUGCCCUUUAUCGGUGUACCAGGAAAAAAUAUUUUGUGAAGAGGGUUCUCUGCCCAAGUGACAUCAGAAAGCCAUCUGACCAAAAAGUGGAGCCUCAUGGGAGCGUGUCAUCUCCAAAGAUAGUUAACAACAUGCUAAAUGCUGCCGCUACUGCCACUUCCACUACUCCGAAGUUUUUUCUUGAGCGGUUCGCUACCCUGUUUUCCAAAACUGCAACCGAGUCAGUUUCUGAGCCUCCUGUAGAGAGUGUAACUUCAAAAGGAUCCUUCUUUAAACUUCGUUUGGCAUCUAUUUCAGCGUCUGUUGCUCAUCCUUUAAUGACCACAGUCACGACCACCUCAAAGGUUUGUCCUGUCACGCAAACCUCCACAACAGCCAGUUCUGAAGCUGACACCACUAAAGAGCCAUUUGUUGUGCUUCAUCCUGACGUCGUUCUUUCUAUAAUGGCAAGUCCUGAACGUAACACCAUUUCAACUCCUGGAACCAGCACCAAAGAAUCUCUCUCAAAGGUUACUAAUUCAGUCCCUGCCACCACUUCAGAAACAUCGCUUGUAUUCCUCUUAAAUCUGCUUUUGAGCUUCUUACUACCACUAAGACUGCUGUGACCACUGCACACCUUUCACAACUCUUCACUAAUUUGUUUACCACAGUGUCUGAAGAUAAUUGUUCCCGAUUCCUCGUUCUCCAUAGCUGCUGCCAUGACUGAAUUUCCUUAGGUGAUUCCUUUCAGUGCUGCACCAAUCACAACAUUAUCCGCAGAACCACCACAGUUACCACAAUCAGUACCACCAGCAUCACUAGAUGCCACCAGAACUAUCACUUCCUUGAGAAAAAUAUCAAUCCAGAAAAAUCUUCAAAUAGAACAGAUGCUGCUACAACCACAAAAAUUUUUUUCUGAGCUUCUUACAUGCAGCCCAUUUUCUGCUCCGUUCAGCACUAUUAAAAUCUUCCUGUAUCUUCUGUUUCUAACCUUUCUACUAAAGUCACCACUACCAGAAAGGUGCCAACACUUAGUUAAUAUUUUAGAAUUAAAUACUAAUAGAUGUUUUAGAAUUAUAUGCUAAAUAUAUAUUGUUCAUGAGGUUCUUAUUUCUUUUCUUUUUAAAUAGUUUUAUAUUAGGGUUUUUCCUUAUACAUAGAUAAAAUAAAAAGAGCAGGUAUGGAAAGACAGGGGGAGUCGGGAUAGGGGAAGGAUAAGUGGGGGAGGGAGAGUUAGGAGGGAUAAAAAAGGAUUGAUGGGGAGGGGAUGGGGCUCUACUAAGAGUCCCCCUAUGUGACUUUCGGUCUUCUUCGUGUUUAUGUUUCUUCUGUUUAAUUUUCUCCAUUAUUUCUUUAUGCUUCUCCUCUUCAUUUCGGUGUUCCGGAUGAUAGUUCUUUAUCAAGUAGUAUAAGCUUGAAAUAACUUCUUCCUAAGUUAUUAUUUUAAUAUUCUUUUGAAUAUAAUAGUCUCUUACUGGGUCCCAAUCCGUUCCUCUUCUUGUUGGAGAUAAUAUCUUGUCGUUAAUUUAUCCAUAUUUCUUAUUUUUAGAAUUUUGACUUCCCAUUGUUGUAUUGUUGGAAUUUCUUUCAUUCUCCAAUAUCUUGCAAAAACUAUUCUUGCCACAGUGAUAAGAUAAUUUAGGAGAGAUUCUUGAUUUUGAAAAACUGAUAAAGAAAUUUUGAAGAAAAAAGGACAAUAUCAGCUAAAACCCCAUGAAGAGAUUAAAGAGCUUUAUGGAAAUAUAUCCUGGCUACAUUAUAGACAAUUAAAACAACACUUUAGGAAAGACAAAAAUUCUGGCUUCAUGGACAAAGACACUUUUAUGGAAAGAAUAAUGAUUUCGGAAAAGAAAGGACUGACAAAAAUCUACAAAAUUUUUUGGAAUGGAAUAAUGAAACUGCAUUGAUCAAAGAAUGUAUGAUUAAGUGGGCCGCAAAUAUUGGAAGACCUAUAAAAAGAGGAAUGGGAAGAUAUUUGGAACAGGAAAUUAAAACAAAUGUACGCAUAUGACCUCAAAGAAAACUGGAUAAAAAUGAUAUAUUGCUGGUAUAUUACACCAGAAAAACUAGAAAAAAUACUAUAAGGGUGUACAAACUAAAUGUUGGAAAUGUGGACUCCAUGGAGGCUCGUUUUUCCAUGUGUGGUGGCAGUGUAAAAAAAAAACCCUAAAGAUUAUUGGAAAGGAAUACAUAAAGAAAUUCAAAAAAUCUUGAAAUUAAAGUUUGAAAUGCUACCAGAGACUUAUCUGUUAAUAAACAAUAAAUUAUAAUAAAGUUCUUAUUUCUGA
Molecule: messenger RNA, 4291 nt
Organism: Anolis carolinensis (green anole)
Lineage: Eukaryota; Metazoa; Chordata; Lepidosauria; Squamata; Anolidae
Exons: 7
Coding region: 539-2629 (696 amino acids)
Cellular component (GO): acrosomal vesicle; nucleus
Source: RefSeq, a predicted model, not a curated record